This is a messenger RNA of Populus nigra (black poplar), 1885 nucleotides long. RefSeq names its product monothiol glutaredoxin-S17. Lineage: Eukaryota; Viridiplantae; Streptophyta; Magnoliopsida; Malpighiales; Salicaceae. The record is from RefSeq and is a predicted model, not a curated record. Bases 140 to 1618 code for a protein of 492 amino acids. The transcript is spliced from 3 exons.
AUUAAAGAGAAUCGAAACAGUGGGUUCUAGGUUUUGAAGAACUGUGUUUCUGUCGAUAAGAAAAGGGAAAGGGAACUUGUCUUGUGUCUCUGCAAGUUUCUGUAAGUGUGUGGUUUCUGUCUGGGGUUAUCAAAACAAGAUGGGUGGGUCAGUGAAGGACGUGAAAUCAAAGGCUGAACUUGAUAACAUAACCAAAAGUGGAGAAGCAGUGAUCAUUCACUUCUGGGCAACAUGGUGUGAUGCUUCAAAACAAAUGGACCAAGUCUUUUCUCAUCUCUCCACUGAUUUCCCCAAGACCCACUUUCUCAGGGUUGAAGCAGAGGAGCAACCAGAGAUAUCAGAGGCCUUUUCAGUCUCUUCUGUGCCUUAUUUUGUUUUCUUGAAGGAUGGCAAGACAGUUGAUACAUUGGAAGGUGCAGAUCCAUCCAGUUUGGCAAACAAAGUUGCUAAAGUUGCUGGCUCAGCUAAACCAGGAGAACCUGCAGCCCCUGCCAGCCUUGGAAUGGCUGCUGGACCUACUGUUCUUGAAACAGUCAAAGAGUUCACCAAAGAAAAUGGCUCCUCACAACAAGCAAACCAAGUGCAACCUGGCCUCAGUGAUGCAUUAAAAAAUCGAUUGCAGCAGUUGAUUGGCUCUCACCCUGUCAUGCUAUUCAUGAAAGGGAAUGCUGAAGCGCCUAAGUGUGGGUUUAGCCGAAAAGUUGUUGAUAUUUUGAAGGGUGAAAAUGUGAAAUUUGGAACUUUUGAUAUCCUCUCUGACAUUGAGGUUCGUGAGGGGUUGAAGUUGUUCUCGAACUGGCCCACAUUUCCUCAGCUCUACUGCAAGGGAGAGCUUCUUGGCGGAUGUGACAUCGUAAUUGCAAUGCAUGAGUGUGGUGAAUUAAAUGAAGUUUUCAGAGACCAUGGAAUUGAUACUAUUGUUUCCAAUGAGGCAAAAGUGAGUGGAAGUGAAAAUGGAAAGGGUGGCAUUGCACAAUCCACUGGAUUGAGUAUGACCUUGACCUCCAGACUUGAAAGCCUGGUUAAUUCAAGCCCAGUUAUGUUGUUUAUGAAGGGAAAACCUACUGAACCAAAGUGUGGUUUCAGUGGGAAGGUAGUUGAAAUCCUUCAAGAGGAAAAAGCGAAGUUUGAGACCUUUGAUAUUCUCACCGAUGAAGAAGUCCGUCAGGGGCUUAAAGUUUAUUCCAACUGGUCCAGUUACCCGCAACUGUACAUCAAAGGUGAACUUAUUGGUGGAUCAGACAUUGUGCUGGAGAUGCAGAAAAGUGGGGAACUUAAAAAGAUUUUGAUUGAGAAAGGUAUUGUUCAGAAGGAGACCAUGGAAGAUCGCUUAAAGAGCCUGAUUACUUCUUCACCAGUGAUGCUCUUCAUGAAGGGUACCCCAGAUGCCCCCAGAUGUGGUUUCAGUUCCAAAGUUGUAAAUGCCCUGAAGGAGGAGGGUGUAAGUUUUGAAUCCUUUGACAUUUUAUCAGAUGAGGAAGUGAGGCAGGGACUGAAGGUCUUCUCAAACUGGCCAACCUUUCCUCAGCUUUAUUACAAAGGUGAGCUAAUAGGUGGUUGUGAUAUUAUAAUGGAGCUGCGAGACAAUGGAGAACUGAAAUCUACCCUAUCCGAGUAGGGUUGACAUCAAUUCUUUCAAAUAAUGCCAGGCAAAUCUAAACUUUAUUUUCCAGUCAUGUUAGCGGUCUCUGUUGAUGUUAUACUUGAGUGACGAGCAUGAAAUUUGCACAAUGGUACUUUCUCAUCAAUGUCCUGAUGCCUUGCAUGGUUUUCUGAUAGAUCAUAGAAUUAAGCUAUAUUAUGAAAGUUUUGCUUGCUACGUUGUUCAAGUAGUAUUAAGUAUGUUUUGGAUUGCUUUUACAAUGGAUGAAUUAUAGGUUUUUCA